Nasonia vitripennis (jewel wasp) is the source of this 3358-nucleotide messenger RNA. Its product is annotated as cilia- and flagella-associated protein 70. Gene Ontology annotation, molecular function: protein binding. The record is from RefSeq and is a predicted model, not a curated record. The coding region runs from base 160 to 3294 and encodes 1044 amino acids. The transcript has 19 exons. Gene Ontology annotation, biological process: cilium assembly; cilium movement. NCBI's taxonomy places the organism in Eukaryota, Metazoa, Arthropoda, Insecta, Hymenoptera, Pteromalidae. Gene Ontology annotation, cellular component: extracellular exosome; motile cilium.
AUAAACGCAAACAUUGCAUGUUUUGAUUCUCGUCAUCCAACCUAAAAGCUGGAAAAGAGACUAACACCUAUACCCUAAUAUUGUUCGACCAAUUAUACUUUGAAUUUUCAAAGUUUGUCAUUGAUCAUUUCUUCGUUUACUGAUAAUUAAAAUUAAAAAAUGGAAGAAAGUGAAAUUGAACAACGAGACAUUAGUUUUGCAUCUCAAAAUUCAGCAUCCGAUUUAUUAAACGAGGAAGGGGAGGAGAGUCAACCCAAAAUUGAAAUAACAAUCAAUAGUAUUGAAAAUAUCAUCAAAAACAAUACUUUGCCCCUUAAGAUUUCACUUGAACACGAAGACACAAUUUUAGGAGAAAGUGAAAUAAUCCGGAUCGAUGCUACUUAUGAUAAUCCAACAAAGCUUCACUACAUAAAUUUCACAGUAGGCUUACGCUAUGAAGUUAACAAUUUGAGAAGCGUUUCAUCGAUAGUAUCAACACCUGUCUUGAUCAAAGUGUUUGAAAUUUCGAAUAACACUAACUUACCAAGGCAAAGUUUGAAAGCUAAUAGCAAUGAGAAACUUCAAGGAGAUUCAAGGCGCUCUUCCAAAAACGAAGUCAAAAUACUAGGGAUGUGCAACGUUGAUCUUUUGCCGGUAGUUUUAGGCGAAACUGUUUGUGAUGAGAAGCUAGUCCUGGAAUUGCCAUCGUAUUCGUGGGAUGGUAACACCACUGCCUGGGCUAAUUUGCCGAGAAUCUCUCUAACAAUGCGUUUGAACGAACCUGAUGCUAUUCUUAAAGAAAAAGAUUUCAAUAUUCUUAAUAUUACCGUUGAAAGCAUCUACAAUCCGCCUUCAAUCUGUACCGAAGAAAUGGAAUAUAAAUGCGGAACCGUAUUGUACACGGAUAAUCCUGUAGAAGAAUCUUGUAUUAUAUUUGAAGCUGGAAAAUGGACGAAUUUCCACGAUGUUGAAAAGACAAAAAGUUGGGGACCUUUGCAAAAUCUUGAAAGUCGUGCUCGAUUUAGCAAAUAUAAGAUUCAUCACGACUACGAGAGCGUGAAAAGCGCUUAUAAGAAAGAAUUUGAUUUAAAAGCGGUUGUCAAAAAAGAUGUUCCAAGAGUUGAAUGGAACACGGUUCAGAGGAUUUUGUUAGAACCAGAAGACGCAGAAAAUAUACAAGACAGAAUAAAACAAUAUAAGUUUUGGCCAUUUGAAAUAUCGGUGUCAUCGAGACAAAACAAUUCCAAGCAAAAAGACAAAAACGAUGAGAGCAUAUUUAUUUAUCAAUGUUACGUCGAUGCAAGUCAGCUACUUUUUCCAGGAAGAACUAGAUCACGAGUUUUAGCUCAAUUGAGCACUCGAAAUUUGUCGGAAAUGGAAGAAAAAACCGGGUUAGAGCAAAGUAUCUUUGGCGCCGCAAUUAUCGAUGAGUCAAAAAAUAUCCGAAACAAAGAAUCCAUCGAAGUUCUAGAGAGUGCUCGGAAAAAUUCUCAAGAAACGGAAUCUUCUAGUCUUCCUAUUUUCGCGGAAAACGGAGAUCCAGUUCUCAUCCUCAUCGAAUUUGAGUUAUAUCGUCCUUUUCUUCCUGCUCGUGUCAUAGAAGAUUUUACAGAAGCAAUUCAGAUUUUAAAGAGCAAACCGAAACCAAAGGGUCCAAUUUAUUCGUACACCCCUGAUUUGGCGCAAGAACAGUAUAUAAACUGUAUAAAACAAUUGGUCGAUGUCAUUGCAGAAAAUUAUCGAGACUUUUUCGAACAAUGUGAGUGCCAGGAAAAAUGCGAUUCAAAAAAUGCCGCAUCAAAGUGUAAGGAUAAAAAUAACGCGUCAAAUGCCGACGAGGAUGUAACAUGUCCCUACUUUUACAUACCGGAUGAAUUGAGCCGUUUUAGACAAUUUCUUCACGAGACAGGAAAAUACGUGUCCAUAAGAAGCACAUUGAGAAAUAAAAUAAUCAAUCUACUCGAUCAGAAGUUCGCAAUGAAUUCGUCCGAGUGGUAUACAACAAAAAAUCAGAAUUUCGUUGCGUCGUGCUACACAUACUUAGUGGAGCAAAUGCAUACGGCGUUGAACACAAAACUGGAUGUUCGGUUAGUAGAAGAAGCUUCAAAGCCUGACAGCCCCAAAGAACUUUGGUUCCGAGCUGAAGAAGCAUACGAGUUUGAGGAUUAUGAGAAAACUGAUAAACUGAUCACCAAGAUAGUUUGCAACGAUCGAAAGAACGCGGAUUCGUGGGUUAAGUACGCGAUUCAUUUUCUGAGACGAUCCGAAAGUGCUGAAGCGAUCGAGUGUUGUCGAGAAGCCAUUGGACUGGAUAGUCGGCAUAAAAUUGCGCUACUAUUAUAUGGCAUCAUUCUCGCUAUGAAAGAAGAAUACCUGGACGCGGAAAUAUUUCUCAAAGCUGUAACUCAUUUCUAUCCGAGAUUUGCGGAAGGCUGGGCCAUUUUGCACUUGCUUUACAUUAAAAUACAAUACUAUCCAGGUAUAGACCUUACACUCGAUAUCGCCGAAAAAUGCUUGAAAGACAGAGUUCGCGAGAAGAAAGCUCUUGACGUGCUGUACGAAGAGCCUAUGGCUUGGUCAGCUAUGCUCGGCAGAAAUAAUCAAAUUUUCUUAUUAACAACAGUGCUACUGCUUAAAUUGAAUCUCUACGACUUCGCAGGUUUGGCUUUGGCCCAAGAAUUGUGUCAUGGAGAAAGAUCAGUGGAAUUUUUGUACUUCUUAAGCGUAAACAGUUACUUGCAAAAAAACUACGAAGAUGCCAUUCAACAACUGAAAGAAGCUGAAACGAUCAUCGGAUUAGAAUACAGCAUAGCUGCAUUAAUGGGCCACUCGCUUUAUAAAUCCGGAAUCAUAGAUGAGGCAAUAGAACAGUACGAAUCUGUGGACAUGUUAUACGAUAGACCGGAAAGUAUUCAUUUAGUACAUCUGAGAAUGGGUUUCCAUUACAUUGACAUUGAGGAAUACGAGCAUGCAAGAAACGUCUUUUUACGAGCUUGCAAGCAAUCGCCCACCUGCAAAACUUGGUUAGGAGUGGGAAUUUCGAGUUACUACCUCGAAAACUUCGAGGAAAGCGAAAUUGCGCUCACAGAGGCAAAUCGAAUAGAUUGCGAGGACCCGGAGGUUUGGGCUUACUUAUGUAUGCUGAGCAUGUCUUUACAUAGAUACGACGAAUUCGCGCAAUGCUACAGGAUGACGGUGAAGAACAAUCUUAGGAGUGACAAACUUUGGCGGCUUAUAACACACUCAAUGGACACUUUGGGAUUCUCGUCACCAAUCACUGUUUUCGAGAAUUCAACUGAUCGAUGUGUUUGCUGAAUGGUAAUAUAGAAUUAUGCAUGUAUACAUUAAUAAGAUCUGCAUAAAACAAAAAGGCAAAAUU